AGGCCGUUCAGUCCGUUUUCAAUUGUCUUGCAAUAUGCACUGAUCACUCGUUUUUUUUAAGUCGAUUGUUGACAAUGUCAGUGAGUGCUUGAUUUUAAAACAGAGCAAGGUAAUUGGACAAGAUGGAGUCAGAUAAAAAACAGAACCUGCCGAUGGAGAACUUCAGCUCUACGGCAGAGCUUACGAGCAAUUUGGGCUUUCAGUCGUCACUAAGCUUAGCACCAAAAGCUACCAGUGAUGAAAAAGCUUACAAUCCAUUUGAACACAGGAACCUGGCGCAUCCAAAUUCGACCAUUGGCUCAAUCCUGCAUCUCCUGAAAGCAUGUCUUGGCUCAGGGAUCCUGGCCAUGCCGGCGGCGUUCAAGAAUGCCGGUCUCAUCGCGGGAACCAUUGGGACCCUCCUCGCUGGUGUUAUAUGCACACACACUGUCCAUAUCCUGGUUAAAACCUCGCAACAAGUAUGCGUGGAUGCCAAGAAGCCGUCAAUGAGUUUCGCAGACACUUGCGGUGCAGCCUUCACUUACGGGCCCAAACGGGUCCAAGGAUGGGGAAAUGCUGUCAAAAAUAUAGUCGAUUGUUCAAUGACACUGGCAUACAUCGGGGUGCUGUGUGUCUACGUCGUAUUCAUCGGAUCUUCUUUCAAGGAGGUCCUCGACGUCUUCUACCCAGAACUCGGCCUGUCCAUCCAAGUGUACUGUGCAUUAACCCUCAUCCCACUAGUCCUGAUCUGCCAGAUUCGGAACCUCAAGCAUCUGGUGCCGUUCUCGGCUUUGGCCAACUUCUUGAUCCUGGUGGUCUUCGCGAUCACAUUGUACUAUGUGUUCACGGACCUACCACCGGUCACGGAUAGAGAAAUGGUGGCCAGCAUUACACAGUGGCCUUUGUUCUUGAGCACCGUGGUCUUCGCGAUGGAAGGCAUUGGCGUAGUCAUGCCAGUUGAGAACGAGAUGGCCAACCCUCGCCGGUUCCUCGGCUGCCCAGGAGUGCUGAAUGUGGCCAUGGUCAUCGUCAUCGUGCUCUAUGGUGUAGUGGGCUUCUUCGGCUACGUCCAGUACGGAGACGCUGUGAAAGGCAGCAUCACCUUGAACCUGCCGGAGGAUGCUAUCGUCGCUCAAAGUGCAAAGCUUCUGAUGGGCAUAGUGAUGUACCUGUCAUACGCUCUCCAAUUCUACGUCCCCAUGGAAAUGGUGACCAGGCUGCUGGGAACCAGAGGGGAGAACUACCAGAAUGUCAUCCAGAUCAGCAUCAGGACUGCGAUGGUCGCUUUUUCUGUUGCCAUAGGAGCUGCAUUCCCGAGCUUAGAGCUGGUCAUCAGCUUCGUUGGAGCGGUGUUCUUCUCGACUCUCGGUCUUCUCAUACCAGCGGUCGUGGACACGGUCUACCACUGGGACAGGGAUCUGGGCUUCAUGAAGUACGUUCUCUGGAAGAACAUCCUCAUCAGCAUCAUCUCCCUUGUAUGCUUAGUCUCUGGGGCCUAUACUUCCAUCCAGGGAAUGUUCGAGGAGUUCGGUGGCGGCCAUCAUGAGACCUUCGAUAAUGCUACUCUGACAUGAUGUUCCUAGUCCAACAAUUUGAGAGUUGUUCCAUUUGGAUCCCUACUGGUUUCCUGUGGGAUUCGUGGGAUUUUUUUAUAUUUACUAUUCCCGUAGAGUAGAAGUAGAGUAGAUUAAGUAGUUAUGUGUAAAAAGUUAAAAUAAAUAUUGUUUUCUUAUAAUUCUCUAGCUAGGCUGUACUUGCCAAUCAAAAAAGCGAUCAAACUGUAGUCGUAGAGUAUUCAGUGGAUCAUAUUAUUACAGGUGUACUAGCUUUCCGCCCGCGGCUUCGCCCGCGUGGAAUAUUUCGGUUUUUUAUAUAACCUAUGACACUCAACAAUAAUGUGGCUUUCUAUUGGUGAAAUAAUUUUUAUAAUCGGUUCAGUAGAUCCCGAGAUUAUCCCUUACAAUUUAACAAAUAUACAAACACACAAACUUUACCUCUUUAUAUUAGUAUAGAUUAACAAAUUAUAAUAAUUAGCGGAAUCGAUUUGGGGGUCAGACCAAAACAACUCUAAUUUGAGGUUUGCGAGUUUUAAUUAAUGUACAGUUGUUAGUCUAAGUUACACAAAUGUAUUUAUUUUUAGAUUUUUAAUAAUACUAUUAUUAUUUAAGUUUGUUACCAGUUAUUGACUAAGCUAGGUACUAAUUUUAAUUGACAAUUAAUUUGAGGUUACUAACUUUAAAUCAGUGAUAACUAAUACUUAGUUAAUAGUAUUAUAAGGAUUUGUACAAAAUAGAGGCUGUGAUUCCAUUUCUAAGUACAAAAAUAAAAAUAAAUAAAUCAUAUUUUUAUCACUUGUACAGUUUCAUAAAGACAUUUACAGUAAAAACAGAAAUACUUAUUUUCGGACCUUACUAUUUGUUUAUCACAAUAAUAUAAAUGUCUCUCUUUAUUUUCUAUUAAAAAAAGGUUUAAGAGAAAACUGUGUAAAUUGGUUUAACCACCUUAUUAAGGGCUUAUAUUUUUAAACCUUAUCAACAUAUUUUUGGGUUUCGUAAAAAAGUAAAUUAAUAAAACUUAUGUUUCAUAA
Messenger RNA from Ostrinia nubilalis (European corn borer), 2566 nucleotides. Its product is annotated as proton-coupled amino acid transporter-like protein pathetic. NCBI's taxonomy places the organism in Eukaryota, Metazoa, Arthropoda, Insecta, Lepidoptera, Crambidae. The coding region runs from base 123 to 1553 and encodes 476 amino acids. Gene Ontology annotation, molecular function: L-amino acid transmembrane transporter activity. The transcript has 10 exons. The record is from RefSeq and is a predicted model, not a curated record. Gene Ontology annotation, biological process: amino acid transmembrane transport.